CUACUUAUUCAAUUGUUGUACGUCAAUUCGCUUUCCGGUGUGCUUUUAUUUUGAAAGAAUUUGUCGGAUGCAUUGGUUUUCUGUCACGUUAACUUGGCGCAGCCGCUUUAAAAGGGAAUACCCUCUGCGCUGCUGAGGGAGUCUCCUUGAUGGUGACUGCGGUGCUGUGGCCGGAGCCGUACAUCGAGCCGACAACAUCCCGGCUUGUAUGCUUAUUUGCACCGGGCAAGACGCUACAGAACAAACAAAGAUGACCGCACCACAAGAGCCGCGCUUUUUGGUGUUGUUCGACUUUGACGAAACUAUGAUCAACACCAACAGCGACGAGGCCGUGCUGUGCGCGAUGCCCGACCAGGAGCUCCCAGACUGGCUGAAAAACAGCUUCAGGGAAGGCCAUUAUAAUGAAUACAUGCAGAAGGUCUUGGCCUACAUGCGGGAGCAGAAUGUGUCCGAGGAGUCCAUCCGUUCGGCAAUAGUGGCGUUUCAGCCCACACCCGGCCUCCUGAACCUCCUCCAGUAUCUGCAGAGCCACCAGCAGGACUUUGAGUUAGUGGUGGUCUCUGACGCCAACAUGUAUUUCAUUGAGAAGUGGCUGGAGCGUGCCGGCGUGCGCCACCUUUUCCGGAAGAUUUUCACAAACCCUGCCAGUUUUGACGAGACUGGUCGGCUGGCGCUGCUUCCUUUCCAUGCCCACUCCUGCUCACGCUGUCCUGAUAACAUGUGCAAACAGGCGAUCCUUCGAGAGUAUCUGAUGAGCCGGCAGAAGGAGCGUGGAGGUGUAGCCUUCCAAAGGGUAUUCUAUGUCGGUGAUGGUGCCAAUGACAUAUGCCCCUCUCUGGCACUGGGGCCCCGGGACUCAGCUUUUCCCAGGAGGGACUUCCCGAUGCACAGGCUGCUGCUGGGGAUGCAGCAGUCCCAGGCAGUCACAGUCAAAGCAAAUAUAGUUCCUUGGACCAGCGGUGAGGACAUAAUGGACUGCCUCAAGAAUAUAACAAACAAGAGAUGAUUGCUUUUGUGAGUCCAAAGAGUGACAAACACUGCAGUGGUGCGCUGACCCUAGACCCAGUGAGCUGAAAUGGCCUCUGUACACUGUGCGAUUUUAGCAAUCUUCAACGACUAUAACAUGACACACCACACGAUGUGGAUCUUAUAAACUUUGGUACAAGGUCACGUUUGAUGCGUGCAGAUUUUGCGAUGACCAUUUACCGCUUAGGACGUACAUCAAUAUGCAACUUCAUCACCGUAUGUCCUCCAUCUGUGCCACUGUAGUGACCGAAACCGAUCAGAAGCACAACAAAAAAGAAGAACAAAGCUGUUAUUGUGGCAUUUUUUUGUAGAUUGGCUAACUAGUAGAUGUAGGACGCAGCAUCUGUCACAGUGUGAGAUGGUCAUCCCAUCAUUCUGAUGCCACUAGGAUUUUAUCUUGAGUUGUCGCAAGAUGCUGACAACGGCUGUCGUUGAACCUGUGUCACAGUUUUAGACCACAACCAAAGUCAUCUCCCCGGUUCUCCUACAACGUUUGUGUUUGGUCUGGGACAGCCCAAAAUCGCACAGUGUACAGCGGCACUCCAUGCAUGAUGCAAUUUAUAAGGAUGUUGCAUAAAAUUCUGAAUUACAUUCAUGCCCCAAUGCCCCCCAUCAUGUGAGAAUUUGUCAAAAUAAAAGCCACCAAUUGAUUAGCUUACUUUCGCAUGAAGCUCUUCCACAGGAUAGUUUGAGAUCCAAUGAGAUAUAAACCAGCACAAACCACUCUGUUCUUUCUGGAAUGUCCCGGAAUUACCAUUAUUUCUGUACUGACUUUGGUGUGGAGACUCAGAAGUGUACAUAUUCAAAUGUGGUCGGACUCAUCAACUCGUUACGUUAUCAGUAGAGUCCAGUUCAUCUGGUCAGCCCUAGUCUAGCACAUUAAACGCAGGUAGUUUGUGACAUCCUCACUACACAAACGUUAGCAGGGAAAAGUCUCAAGCUGCUGUCUUCAUGAGAGAGCAUUCGUUGUGUAUCUUAACAGAAUGCUGUAAACAGGAUCAAUAAUGGAACUUCAUCAAAUAGAGCGUCCCUUUAAGCGUCACUCCUCACUGAGACUGUUCUGAGCUUUGAACACUGGUUCACAUGCUCUGUUCAUGUGGAGACUGCAAAACAUCUGCGGCGGGUCUCACUGACUGUGAGAGCGCUUGGCACUUCUUCCAAGGCUUCCAUGACGGACACACAGGCAGGAUUGAGUUUUACGCGUAAUGCUGCAUGGGACAAAAGAUCAAACGCGUUGUGCCAGGCAGGGACAACGAUGGCGUAGACCGGGGAUAAGGUGUCAGCGACUGUGCUACACUACCUGUACCUGCACCUUCUCAGCACUGAUACCUAAUCGUGAACCUGAUUGUACGACGGUAAUCUACACCAGCAUGAGAUCUAAAAAAGAACACCGUCGCCCGAGGCCUGCUCUUUGCCCCAACAGUUAAACACUCUGUGACACAAGAAAAGCAUGACGCAAUGUACUAGCUGUGGAAUUUAUAUCCAUCAGUUAAAAACUGUGUUGUUGUUUUUUUUACUACAAACGCCCUGACAAUUCAUAGUGUUGUGAAUGUCACAGGACUUAAUCGCAUAUCCUGUGAUGGCAUAAUACGUAAGAGAUAUAUUUCUGACACUAUAAUACUUGAGUAUAUCAUUCGUCUUAAUUUACAUUAGGUAAGUAUACCGUUUUGUUUUUUCAUUUUACACUCAUGGUGCAUGUAUACUCCACUUUUUAGUUAUGCACUCUAUGUAUGAUCACUUUUGAUCACUUAUUCAGCAGCAGUCAUGGUUUGACACUAGAACACAAGCUAAAACAGACCACAUAUAUCUAACUACUUAAAACAGUUGGCACUUUACAUCACAUUUAACACCCUAGACUAUCAAUAUGCACACAGGUUGAUUUUUAAAUAUGAUUCACUAUAUAUUUAAUAUGAAUCCCAUGUCAUGUCAUACUUUACAAGCCAUUGGACGUACCAGUAGGAAACCACUGGCCUUAAUGAAACAGUUUAGUACGAAGUACUUUAGUACUGCUAAAUGUUUCCCUUAAGCAGUGUUUUUAUUUCUCAGGGAGUACAAAGGAAAUUGUUAGCAGAAUAUUAACAGAGCUAUAACGUAUACAGUGUUUGUUUGUAUUCUAAAAAAAUGUUAAUUUGUUGUUUAAUUAAAAAAAAAUCAUUGCUGGUGGAGAGGUCUAAACCCAAACUCUAAUGGGUCUAAAUCUCACUGUUUUUACUGGUGAUAGAGUUGAUGAUACACAUGGACCUGAGCUGACUUUAGGGUUCAGUGUACUGUGAGAUUUCCAGGAGAUCUGUGCAAUAAGUUAAUGUUGCAUUAUUCAUGUAAUUUGAAUCAUUUUAAUGUUUAAAAAAAUACAGUUAUUGCCUUUGUGAAUAUAUAUUAACUAGUAUCAAAUUUAGUGUAGGAUUUUAAAAUAACUUUACGACCAUCCAUCUUAUCUGGACAUGCGCUGUUUCCAGUGGAAGUCUGACUGAUUAAUAGGACUGUUGUUUUGGAGAUUGUUUUUAACCUAGCAUUAAUUUUGUGUGCAAUACAAGACUGACACAGGAAUAUAAAGCCAUCAUCUAA
This is a messenger RNA of Cynoglossus semilaevis (tongue sole), 3591 nucleotides long. Its product is annotated as probable phosphatase phospho1. Lineage: Eukaryota; Metazoa; Chordata; Actinopteri; Pleuronectiformes; Cynoglossidae. The record is from RefSeq and is a predicted model, not a curated record. The transcript is spliced from 2 exons. Gene Ontology annotation, molecular function: phosphatase activity. The coding region runs from base 209 to 1006 and encodes 265 amino acids.